Messenger RNA from Gongylonema pulchrum, 1047 nucleotides. Lineage: Eukaryota; Metazoa; Nematoda; Chromadorea; Rhabditida; Gongylonematidae. The record is from the annotation of a GenBank genome assembly.
AUCACUAUAAAAUCUUGUUUAUAGAAUUAAAAGAAUUGUAAAUCUUAAAUUUUAAGAAAAGAAAUUAAAAUUAACACUGUAAAAUUUUUUCUUAGGUAUUUUGCUUUGUCGCCGUGCAAGCGCCAUUUUACCGCAUUAUCGAUACAAAUCAAACUAUUCACUUCGGGUGUUGCCUCGCUUUGAAGAAGAUGAGGAAAAACAAGAGGAAGAAGUGCGCAGCAAAUAUAUGUUCCGGCCACGUCUUUCGGCUAUUGCUGAAAAUGACCGUUUCGAUGUGCCGUUCCAAAACGAAUACGAACAGUGUUGCCGUGAGGACUACGAUUGGGAUUCGGAGUUUCAAACCAUCAAAACAGUUUGGGAAAGACUGAAACCGCCGCCACAGGAAAAGGUGGAAGAGAAAGUGCUGACAAUUGGGAAUUCACGAUCGCUUCCAUGGGCUCCGAUAACAGUCCAGCUUUUAAAAAUGCUGAGGAAACUGCCAAAUUCGCGAGUUGGCAUACUCGGCAUGGCUCAUAAUUUUGAGCAGAAAACCCUGAUGGCAAGAACACGAAAAUUAUUCGAAUUGGUCUGCCAAACCUAUUACACUGGUGAUUUAAAAAAUUUAAUAGAAAGCGAUGAAAAUGCAGAGCCGAUUGUGGAGCAUAUGCCAGAAGUGGAAAAGCUUCAAGCAGAUGUGCGAGAAUUAUUAAAUGUUACUGAACAAGAUAUUAUCACGAUCGCUCCCGGUACUUAUGGUGCUCUUCAGGAUUUUUUUCGGGUCUUCUUCGCCAGUACUUAUUCGCUGUCAAUAACGUGCUGUGCUGCGUAUCGAAAGAAUCUCUCAAUACCAUAUAAUUAUGGGUACAAUGUGCCACACUUAGUAUUCGGUAGUUUUGGUUACUGGUAUUCGAAAAAAAGCAAUCGAUUCGAGCUUCAUGAUCUUCAUAUAUUGGGUUUUCCGGUGUUGCCUUGGUAUCGAGAUUUGCCUGCUACGGAUGGCAAGUUUUUCUCACCAAAGUAUGAAUACGUUCGGCAGCCGAGCUCGAUGUUGUUCCCAUUUAGCUGAAG